AGUAUGCCAUGAGCAGGUCCCGCUCCGGGAGGAUUGGCGCCGGCGGUUGUUUCAGCAGCGUGGGAGACCUUCCGUUUCGCCGUCAUGUUUAUUCAAUGCCAAACGCACGGAGAAAAUAGUAUGUGAAGGUGUCGUUGUCGGCCCGGAAAUUGUCCAAAAUAUCUGCCUUUCAUCACCUCGCGUGUAGAUUAUUCUUGGCUUUCGCUUUUGGAUGCAGGAAAACUUUUUUGCUCGCUCCUUCGAAUCUGUCUCUUCAAGGUAUAGAGUCAACACGUGGGAGGCAAGGCACCAUGCCACCUCUCCGCGACUUCGCCCACGUAAGUUUCAUUAAAUCAGGACGACAUCAUGGGAAGUAACUGCGGGGUGUAUGUGAUGUGUACGUAACCCACGGCGGGAAUACUUCGCUGAAGAUUCGAACAUGGAUGUCGCAACAUGAUGACAUGCACCGUGCUGCUUUUACUAAUUUGUCUACGCAUCCCUUCGGCUACCUGUACGGAUGAAGACGACGUCGUAAAAUCACCAGCCAACGAACACGACGGUAACGUAACCACAAACAGUUCCUGGCCAUCCCUCGAGGACCUGCCCCAUGCUCCAGUGUUCCAGCCGUCCUCCCUGAUACGUGUUGUUGUGCUUGGCCUGAUCGGCGUUGUUUCGCUAGUGGGGAAUGUGGUCACGCUUUGGUCGAUACGAUGCUCAAGGCGUAGGACACCUUCGACGGUUUACUUUCUUCUGGCCCACCUGGCCGUUGCUGAUUUAAUGGUCACGGCCUGGUGUGUCCUGGCGGAAGCAGUGUGGACGUGGACCGUGCAGUGGCUGGCGGGAGAAGCAGCCUGCAAAAUGGUCAAGUUUCUACAAAUGCAUUCCUUGUACUUGUCCACCUUCAUGCUCGUCGUGAUGGCAUUUGAUCGCCUCAGUGCGGUGAGGUUUCCGAUGCACCGAGCUGGAGCUAGAGGGAAGGUAGUAAAGGCCGUGGCGGCGGUUUGGAUGCUUAGUGCCUUGUUGAGUAUGCCACAGGUGUUCAUAUUUCGUGUUCAGCGGGGCCCCUUCCAGGAGGAGUUCUAUCAGUGCGUCACGUAUGGUUUCUACUCGGCGCAGUGGCAAGAGCAGCUGUACACCACCAUCAGCCUUGUACUCAUGUUUCUGCUUCCGCUUGCAACAUUGGUCACCACUUACCUGUGCACGUUCUACACCAUUUCCGUGCAAAGGAGCUUCUUCGAUCCUGCAAAAUCCGGCGGAUCCUCUUCUGGCCGUUCAGCCAUGGAGGACGCUCGCCGGAAGCUCCUGCACAAGGCCAAAAUGAAGUCCCUCAUGAUCACCGUAGUCAUCGUGCUCGCCUUCAUCAUCUGCUGGACCCCAUAUUACUGCAUGAUGAUCAUCUUCAUCUUCCUUGAUCCGGACGACCAGCUGACGGAAGAACUGCAGGCGGGCAUCUUCUUCUUCGGAAGCUCAACCGCCAUGAUCAACCCCAUCAUCUACGGCGUCUUUCACCUGCGCAGAAAUCGCCGCGGGAGCUCAAAACAGUACAACAGUAGCAUGACCUCGCGUGGCGUGGCGGACUAUCCAUCUACGGUGCACAACAAGAGGACGCUGCGAGCACGGCGCGGGUCACCGGACGGCGUGUCGUCAUCCUCGUGUGUGAACGGUGGAAGGCCGUUGAUUAGGCUUAAGUACUCCGUGGUUAGCAACGGUUGUCUGAGGCAGAAGGAGACUGCGUUGGUUACCGUACAGCCUGAGAGGUGACAUUGCAACUGCUGACUCCGUGGAGCGUUGCGGACCUUGGUUUCUCUGACCUCUACGUUGUGUAAUACCUUUUGAUGAAACUGAAUUGCGAUCGCCUUGUAGGCCUAAGAAUGCAUAGGAGAGACCCCCUAGCGAAACACAGCUCUGCGUAACUUAUGGAAUGAGAAGUUUUUGUGUGUGUGUGUGUGCUUUGAAAUCGAACUCGUGCGCGAAAGGAAGGAUUAAGAGAGGCCAGAAUAGUUAGGUGUGUGGGAUACGAAAUGACUAUGAGCUCAAGAUACUUGGAGAUUGUCACGGUGCCUCAGAAUCACGCAUGCGAUAUCAAACUGUACCCAACAUCACAUUAGCUAACAACUUACGACUACGUCCACACUCUGGAUUAUCUCUUCCUGCUUGCUUUAUUUCGUUGAUUUACCGGCUCAAUAUUGUUUUUUACCGGUUACUCUGUAAAACUGAGGACACAAUUUCAUUUUUUACAGUGCUACCCCGCAUUACAUCUCAUGUGUCUUCCGAAUCAUGCCUAAUUUAUGGUAUUACGAUCUGCGUGUUUUACGCUGUAUUUUCCCGAUUUUUUUUUCUCUCUAUGUGACGUGGAAGUACCACAAAUUUAAUUUAUAAUUUCGAGAGGUAUAUGACGUCACUGCACACGCAAUCUGCCAUCCGUCUGGCAGUACUGCUCCUCCAAGAUAGUCUCCUCACGACAGCUGCUGACGGCCUUCAAACGUGGGGCGGAGAGGGGAGACUCCAAGGGUGCGUGCGGGCUGUUGCUCGUAGGCAUACGCUGCAGCUCGCAGUGACAUUGCCUUUGCUCUCGGAGAAAUUAUGACGUAUGUGCCCGUUCUCUCGAAAAUUCGUGGAAGCGCUUAAUGUUCACUGGCGGUGUUCACGUUUUGCGUGCUGCGUCAUUGAACAGGCCGGGACUAACAUCUCCAAUUUUUUUUAUUUUAUAAGUCAAUCAAUCAAUGAAUUUAGAAUACGAAACAAAAGACAAAUUGCAUUGUGAAAGGGACUGUCGCAUCCGUCCCGGUCGAUUCCGAAACUAUAAGUGCCGUUUUACUCCUUGUUCAUCACCGACAAGAAAGCCGAAAAUCCGAAGCGAAUUUUCAAUUUUUUUGAAUAGCAAGCCGGCACUUUGUCUGGCUAACCUUUCCUUUCUUUUGUCUUCUAUAUAAACAUAUACCUCCCCCCCCCCCCGACGCGAAUUAGUGGAGUAGUCUCUGUGUAAUUUGAUGUAAUUCAUGGCAAGAGCAGAAGACGGGUGUUGAGAGUACGCCGGAAUUUCCUGUAUGAACUCGGACACGGCCAAUCAGGAAGCGGUCAAUCUGCGAUCAACUUGUGGAAUGUCACUUCUGGGGUAACGUCGGACGUGUUCGUACAGCCAGGAGCGUAACACCGCAAGACGCCUAAUUCAACGCGUCAGAGCUCACACUGGCAAACGAAAGUCACCGUCUUCACCGCGAGGACUUUUCAGUUAGUAUAUAUAAGCUGUUUUCGGAAGACAAACAUGGCCAAGUAGACUGUGUCUAUGGAAAGAAGCGAGAGGGUGCAGGUAAGCUGGUAUAGACUGUGUCUACCGCAUCGGUCUCAUACACACGUUUCCGGAUGCGAUAGUCCCUUUAAGCAUAUUGAUGCCAAGGAAGACAGAGACAUGCAAUGGAACUCCAGUAAUAUCUGCUAAUUCCAUUCAUUUUUACGGCAGAAACUAAAAUUUUCCGACCCCGUCUCUCAGAUAUACGCGUACACAUAGAGGUACAUGCGAUUGUGUUCGAGUGUUCUGCCUCCGCCAGCCACACAAUUUUAAUCUGGCCUGUGUGGCCCAGCCGAUGAGCCAACACAACGACACCAUCAUCAUUCAACUACAGAGACGUCGUCGUACGUCAAUUUGUCAGAAGUGUGUCGCCUUUAGUACAACAGGUUUCCUUUUAUUAGUUCACUUUCGCUCGUUAUUACAUGCGUUGGACCCCAAAUACUAUAUCGGCAGUCUCACCCAUCAUGUUCGGGUAUCACGAAUUCACGAAUCGCGAACUUCAUUUCCACAUCUUCUUUUCACAGAAACGCCGAUCUCUAUGACGUGACAUAAAAGGUUGUAUCGAAAUAAAGCAAUAUUAUCUUCUC
Molecule: messenger RNA, 3855 nt
Organism: Ornithodoros turicata
Lineage: Eukaryota; Metazoa; Arthropoda; Arachnida; Ixodida; Argasidae
Product: gonadotropin-releasing hormone receptor-like
Exons: 3
Coding region: 433-1740 (435 amino acids)
Biological process (GO): cellular response to hormone stimulus; neuropeptide signaling pathway
Cellular component (GO): plasma membrane
Molecular function (GO): peptide binding; corazonin receptor activity
Source: RefSeq, a predicted model, not a curated record